This is a messenger RNA of Rhinichthys klamathensis goyatoka, 1382 nucleotides long. RefSeq names its product UPF0524 protein C3orf70 homolog B. The record is from RefSeq and is a predicted model, not a curated record. The transcript has 4 exons. NCBI's taxonomy places the organism in Eukaryota, Metazoa, Chordata, Actinopteri, Cypriniformes, Leuciscidae. The coding region runs from base 476 to 1249 and encodes 257 amino acids.
AAAAUCAUAUGAUUGAGAAAACCUUUGUAGUGUAUUUGAGCGCCGUCUUCUGGUCAAGUGUUGUCACAGCAGCUGUGUGUGUGUGUGUGUGUGUGUGUGUGUGUUAUAUUUCCCGUCAGUGUGCCAUUAGCGCUCAGUCAGUCCCGCAGCAGCGUCCACUGCGACUGCAACACGAGGAGCUCAUGUGAAACAUAAGUUUCAAUCUGCGCUUUUCUCUCUCUCUCCUUAAAUAGCGAGCGCUCCAGGACCUUUUACAUGCAUGAUUGUUCCUCAGUACGGAUCUGGCAGAUACCUUUUAUUUUAACUCAGUUGAUAAUUCUCUGGAAAUCUAUGAAGGAUUAUCCUCAUCGAAAGCCAUUUCAGUUUAAUAUGGAAAAAUGUAAUUCUUCAUAUUCAGUAGCCUACGGCUACAGGGAUCUUAAUGCUGAUGUUGUGUGAUGGUAGGAUAUCAUCAGCUGUAAGUGACUGAGUAACCAUGGCUUACACCGGAGUGCAGAAGGCUUUGAAGAGCGAUAAGUUAGAUGAAGCUCAAGCUCUGGCCAAAAGCUGUGCAGGCAGACCAGACUUUCUUCCCUGUGAUGGACUGUCCAUCUGCGCGACCCACAGCCACGGAAAGUGUUUCAAACUGCACUGGUGCUGCCAUUUAGGCUGGUGUCACUGUAAAUAUGUGUACCAGCCCAUGACCAAUGUGGCUCAGCUACCCAGCACACCUGUGCCGGUCGCUCCAUCUGACUGUACCAACACCAUUGAUCUGACCAUCUCUCUGACUGAACGCUUCCUCCGCAUCUCCCCCUGUUUCCUGCCACCGCCUUGUCCCGAGUCCCCGAAAUACUGCAACAUUGCCGAACUGUUUAUCGACGACUACAUUGUCAAACGCAUCAACGGCAAGAUGUGCUACGUUCAGCGGCCCCCAGUUCACACUGAGGCUCCUCUUAGCCCACCUCAAAUAAACCCUGCUUGUCUGGUAGCACAGAAACAGCACACUGAAGACAAGCAGACAAUUGAGGAGAGCGUUAAAGGACCAAAAAUGGGCCACUGCUCUUCGCCCUCCAGCUCUGAGGACUCGGGAAUCAAUGCUUUGGGAGGUCACUAUCUGGAGUCCUACGAGGAAGAGUCUGAGGAAGAGGACGAACUUAGCAUGGAUGGACACUCUAGUCCGGAAAGUCUAUGGGACCAGGAUAAAUGCACCUUACUGUCCCCUUCCAAAUCCAUUGUGGAGAUUAUUGAAAAUAUUGAAACUACUGUGUGAUAUUUCCAGACUGCAUAUUUCUGUUCUUUUCACAUCUCUCUCUCUCUUUGUCUGACAAGAUUAACUCAUUGUGUUAAAAUAAAUAUUGUACGUAGAGGAAAAUACUACACCCAUAAAGACUUUGAUACACUUU